AUGAGGCUUAGUUGGGACAAUGCUGGUGAUAUCAUAGUAACUGGGGACAACGCUGGUGAUAUCAUUGUAACUGGGGACAAUGCUGGUGGUAUCAUAGUACAUUGGGACAAUGCUGGUGAUAUGCGGGGUUAUGGGGACAAUAUUGGUGAUAUUAUAAUUAUAGUUAGAGGGGAAUAUGCUGAGGAUGACAAUGCUGGUGAUAAAAGUGUGAUUGAUGACAAUACUGAUAAUGAAGUCCAAGAAAAAUAUACAUAUGGUCAAUCAGCUUUCGACACGUACGACAAAUCAUGUACAAAUUGCAACGAUGACGGAAAUGCUAAAAAGACAUGUGGGUUUUAUCACAUAGAGGCAUCUGGAAAUGAAAAAAAAAAUGUAACCUUCAGAGUUGUAUUGACUCAUACACCGACCAAUUUAAAAUGGGUAGUAAACUCAAGUAAUGUUUAUACAGUAAAAGUUGCUAUCGAUGUUACAUGUGACAGCGUAAAUCCUUUGAUACAAUCUGAUGUGACAUGUAUAUGUCAAAACGCACCGGGAACAGAUAUAGACUGGUUGAUUGACGAUACGUUUAAUUCAAAUUGUGUAUUGUCUACUAUAUGCGCACCCCAAUACAGUGGAUACAGUUACUCAAUGAACACGACUGAAAACGUUUAUAAGAUGACUAUCAAUUCAUAUGAUUAUAGUAAUUGUACAAAAAUAACAUGUAAAGAUACAAGCGAUGGUAGCAUUAUGCAGUCGAUUAUCCCUUCGUCUUUAGUAUUUGAUACGACCUUCCCAACAUCAAUGACAGAGCCAGGAUCGAACAAUAGCAACGGUAUUAUUUCUGUAAAAACUGGUUGUAUUUCUGGUUACUUGGACGUGCAGUAUGAUUGGUAUAUCAUUGUUGGUGGAUUGGAAGAAAGAUAUGUUAUAUAUGAUACAAACAUUAUCGACACGAUAGACAACUCUUCUUGUAUUAAUUGCGACACUGAUGUGAACGGACAGAGAACAAUUGGAUUUGAGCAUAUUGAGGCAUCAGGGUCUGGAACUAAAACCGGUCUUUUUAAGGUGUCCUUGUAUCAUGUCUCGACAAAUCUUCAACUUAAUUUAACAUCAAGAUUUUUUUACACAGUAACAGUAAGACCGAGUCAGUCGGAAAACCGGUUUGAAGAAAUCGAUUUGUGUGUCAUCAUCAUACCUUCUUGCGUUGCUUGUUUGAUGCUAUUAUCUUAUAUACCUGCAGUUGUUAUUUAUUUCAAUCAACAAUUAUCAAAUAAAUUACAUAAAGUCCUGAACUAUAAGAACUGCAGAUUGUUCAUACCAUUUUUUGGACUUUACCUUAUCAUCAAAUACUGCAAAUUAGAUAAAGGAUCUGCUCAAGAAUUCAGUACCGUUAACGUUGAAAAGACAAGCAUAAAAGUUCGUUGGAAGAGAUAUGACAGAAACCCAUCUUCAGAUAAAAUUUACUAUUUGAAAAUUUCAACAUGUUCAAACAUUAACCUAAUUUUAAUUUCCGACAGUGGAAGAACUACUUUCUCUUACACAUUUUCAAAUUUACAGGAUUCCACUGUUUAUGAUAUUGAACUGAAUUGUUCAGACAAAGCAGACCAAAACAAUGUUUUUAAGAGAUACAAAUCAUUAAAAGUAAGGACAAAAGGUGUUCCGGAUGCUCCAAGCGAGUUUCGAGUAGACGGAAACGAUAUUACAGAAUCAAGUAUACGAGUACGAUGGGAACCAGGAGAUGACGGUGGAAAUAGGCAAACGUUUGUUUUAACUUGCUCGACCAAAGAUAGAAAUAUAGAAAAUAUAGAAAUUGAACACAAUGGUGAAAUGGAGAUGUCUUAUCAGUUGGAAAAUUUAUCUGAAGGAACUUACUACGACUUAGGGCUGCGUGGUAAAAGUAUUGAGGGAUUAUGUACUCGAAUUCAGUCAUUGAAAAAGAGGACACUUGGCAAGCCAGACCCACCUACAAACUUAAGGGCUUUAAAUGUUACGGAAAAAGGCAUGGAAGUAAAAUGGAAUGCAGGUUCAAAUGGUGGAUACUCGCAAUCCUUUAAAUUGGUUGUUUUGAAUAAUGAAGAACAAGACAACCAUGACACAAAUGGAAAAUCUGAUAAUCAUUUGACAUUGAAAAAUCUUUCACCAUCGACUGACUAUAUACUUAUGUUGUUCUCUACAAAUACAAGAGGAAUCGUUCAGUGUAUAGAGCCAUUACAUGUUAGAACUAAAGGUAAACCUGGUCAGCCAAAAAUUCUCAGGUUCGAAAACAAUGACAUCACAGCCACCAGUAUCACGGUACGAUGGGAUCCUGGGUCAGAUGAGGGAUAUAAGCAAACAUUUGUCGUGACUAUCUUUGGCAAAGGAAUAUCACCAACUUGUGAUGAAAUUCAAGACAGUGGUCGCAAAGCAUCUUGGCUCAAACGGUGGACACAGUUAUCGAAAGCCACGUAUUAUGACAUUACUAUUUAUGCCAAAAACAAAGUAGGGCGAUCGGAAUCGCUAAAUCUUUCUAUCAAGACUUUAGUAAGCAAACCAGACCCACCAACUGAGUUUGUAGAAGAUGGCGUUACAGAAACCAGUAUCACAGUGAAGUGGGAACCAGGUCAUGACGGUGGAUGCAAACAAUCAUUUUACGUUUUCAUUAACGAAAACGAAUACGAAGCAAAAGAAAAUGAUGCAUACACGUUUGAAUCGUUAACACCAAAUACUUUCUACAAUAUUGCUCUGAAGGCAAAAAAUAAAGAGGGGGAGGUUUACGCCUCAUCUUAUCUUCAUAUUAGAACACAUGGUCGACCUGAUACACCGAAAUAUUUUGAAAUAGUGGACAGAACAAAUUCAACAAUAACAAUGAAAUGGGAACCAGGUAAUGACGGAGGAUUUUCGCAAAAUUUUAUUUUGAUCAAUUUGAUGGAUAAUCAAAGUCACAAGCAACUAACAGAUCCUAUACAAGACACAGCAGAUCAUAUUAUGCAGCAUACCAUAACUAAUCUUAAAGAUGACUCGGAGUUUAAACUUCAGGUCCAAGCAUAUAACGAAAAAGGGACAUCUUCUUCUAAAUCUGUGAAAGUUAAAACAAGGAAGCCCCGCUUGGCAGAUAAAUAAUUUAACUUUGUAUUAUAUGCGAUCAUUAAUAUUUUCAGUGUAUUUCACUUUUAUAAAUGACAUUAUAUGAACAAGUGUUGUCAUUUUAACAAUUGGUAACAAUCCACAAGUUAAAACAAUUUGAAAUGAUACAUUGUACAAAUAUCUAAAGGAAGUCGUUUACUUUGCAUGAGAAACUUUGCUCUUGUCUUGUGUAACACAGAAAAGUGAUCAUGAGCAUCAAAAUAUUACAGCUUCUUUAAAAAAAACUUAUGUUAAAAAUUUUGUUUUCGGUGCACAUGCUACAAAAAGUGUUGUUUUUUUCAAAAGCGCUAAAAAGUCUCUUAACUAAAGAAUAUGUAUGCAUUCAUUAUACUUUAAAACUACUUGAGGUUUUGUCGGUGGAAAACUUUUUUUCCAAAAAUUGAUAUCUAAGGUUAUUACAUUGUUUACAUAUCAUUUUAUUACAGAACUGUAUCAUAUUUGAUUUGUGUAAAGUGUAACUUUACUGGUCGUGCAUGCAUUCACAUUACAUUUGUGUAAAAGAAAUGUUAUAUUACAAUGUUACUGUUAGACAUGUUAAUUCAUACGUGUACGGAAAAUGUUAUGCAAGAUUGUAUUCUUGUAUUUACAAACAUGGAGGCGUGGUGCUUUUAAUUUCAAUAAAAACAUUUAAAUCUGAUAUUCAAUUAUGAAAAAAAUUAUGAAACAUGUAUUUCGAAGUGUUAUUAACAGUAAAUUAGAUGCCAUAAAAUUCUAGAAUAAUACCUGUAAACAUUUAUCAAAACGAACACAUGUGCAGUAUAAUACGAAAUAUGUUAAUAUUAAAAUCUGUUUGGUGAUUGAUGAAUUUAAGGAUUAGGAAAUGAUAUAUCCGAUGGAAUAUCUUCAUAAACUAAAAAUCAUUAAGAGCGAAAAUUGAUGCAUAUUUUAAAAAUAUGUUUGUCAGUUUUAGAUGUCUUUCAAAUGUUUUUGUCUGUGAUAAUUUAUUAAUGGCUUUAACAAUAUAAGAUCGCCUAAUAAGAUAUAUAAUAUAUGCUCGACUUUUUGCCAUACCUCGCCUCUUUUGCUGUUUAAGAAAGUAAAAGAAAACAGGUGUUAACUAUUAAAAGUAUAUACUAUAACCUAAUUUAAUCGCAAAUUGAGGUGCUUAAAUCAAUAUAUGAUUUAAUCUUAUAUCAUUUAGAACUAAAACAUAUUUCAUCAGAGUAAAUAUGUCAUAAGCAUGUUCAAUGCACUUACGUUUGUAGACGAUUUUAAAAUGCAUAAAUGUAUUUGUAUAUAAUAAAGAGUAAUAUAAUUGUGCGUACUUGAUGUUUGAUAAGCUUAGUGAUUUUAUGACAAGGAACGCACAUAUUAUAAAAAGAAAGCAUUCAAUUUCAUUCAUUUCAGAUACCACACUUUAACAAGAUGUCAUUAAGCUGAAACUCAGUAUAAUGACCAAUC
Ruditapes philippinarum (Manila clam) is the source of this 4503-nucleotide messenger RNA. RefSeq names its product protein sidekick-2-like. The coding region runs from base 1 to 3078 and encodes 1025 amino acids. The record is from RefSeq and is a predicted model, not a curated record. Gene Ontology annotation, molecular function: protein binding. Lineage: Eukaryota; Metazoa; Mollusca; Bivalvia; Venerida; Veneridae. The transcript is spliced from 14 exons.